CGAGACUCGGCAUGGCACAUUUAAAGGAUGUGUGACGUGCCCACUCGAUCGAAGCACAGGAGCAUCUCCCUCUUGUCUAACUUUCUGGCAGACUUCAGGCACACAGAAAUAAAACAGAAUUGGGCACCACAUGGAAACGGACAAAACCCAAGUGCCAGUUGGAAGCAUAGUGCCAAACUACAGCAUGGCAGACCAAACGACGGCACAGUAUCCAUCGGCAAGGGGUGACCAAGAGAACGACUAUUGGAAGCAUGCCACGCCACUCCAGACCAGCCAAGGAAACAAUGCCACGGUGUACCCCAAUUCCCAGUACGACUCAGGACACCAGUAUGGAAACUUUGUACAAGAUCCGGGUCCUGCAGGGGUCGACGCGCCCCCCGCGUAUUCCAAUAACCUUCCUGACAACUGCUUCACGGAGAAGACUGUCAGACGAGCUUUUAUCAGGAAGGUCUACUUAACGCUGAUGGUUCAGAUUGCCAUUACAGUUGGCAUCAUCUGCAUGUUUAUUUAUUGGGAAACACCCAAAAUGUGGAUACGGGCUCAUUCCUGGUUUACUUUCGCAACCUUUCCAGCUGCCUUUGUUCUAAUCAUCGUCCUGACUUGCUGCUCAGAUAUCCGUCGGAGGGUCCCUCUGAAUUUCGUCUUUCUGAUUCUAUUUACUGCCGUGGAAGGUUUGAUGCUGGGAUCCACAGCUGCCUUUUUCCAGGCUGAUGAAGUGAUGUGGGCAGUGGCCGCGACGGGGAUUGUCUGCUUCAGUCUCUCUAUAUUUGCAUUGCAGACCAAGUGGGACUUCACCACUUUGUCUGGAAUCAUUUGGGUUUUUCUGUGGACUUUAAUUGCAAGUGGAAUUCUCUUUGCAAUAAUCCGCAGCCGGUGGCUUUCCAUAGUUUAUGCCGGAAGCGGAACGCUGAUCUUUUCUAUCUACCUGGUCAUCGACACUCAGAUGAUGCUGGGAGGAAAACACAGAUACUCAAUCGAUCCCGAGGAGUACGUCUUCGCAGCUCUGAAUCUCUAUCUGGAUAUAAUUAACUUGUUCCUGUUCAUACUGCAGAUAAUCGGACUUAGCAAGUAGUAUUUGUGAGGUCACGGCCUUGUAAUCGGUGACCAUUACAGCCGGUCAUUGGCGUCUUGCACGAUUGUUUUUUCUUCAGAGGUUGUUGUUUUUUGCUUUCUUUCUUUUUCUUUUAUCAGUCAUGUUGUUUUCACUUCUGUUGAUCGAGUUUGAAAAGACAAAGACUUUCGAAGCUUCACCCUAAUCGUGUGUUCCCUAAUAUUUCUUCACAACUAACACGGUGCUUAAAGUAAGACAUAACAUUUUCAAGUCUGCUUGAUGACUUUGGACCCAAACUUAUCCGAGCUGCUUUAGGAACAGAGUGGGAUAUAACACUAGAUAUUCUAGUCCAUCAUAGGGUCCACUUGCGC
Messenger RNA from Erpetoichthys calabaricus (reedfish), 1422 nucleotides. RefSeq names its product protein lifeguard 1-like. The transcript has 10 exons. Bases 131 to 1072 code for a protein of 313 amino acids. The record is from RefSeq and is a predicted model, not a curated record. Gene Ontology annotation, cellular component: membrane. Lineage: Eukaryota; Metazoa; Chordata; Cladistia; Polypteriformes; Polypteridae.